Molecule: messenger RNA, 378 nt
Organism: Acaulospora morrowiae
Lineage: Eukaryota; Fungi; Glomeromycota; Glomeromycetes; Diversisporales; Acaulosporaceae
Source: the annotation of a GenBank genome assembly
GGUCGAGAAUUAUUUCUGGUACAAUGGAAAGGGUAUUCGAAAGACACUUGGGAACCCCGGGAGAACCUCGACAGCUGCCCUGAACUCUUGGAAAAAUUUUUCCAAAUGGCCCAGGAAACAGAACUCAUUCCCCAAGUCAAUGUAAACACUUGUAAAAAUUACGAAAACAUCUGGAGGAUUGGCCCUGAAGAGAAAAGAUUAUUUUUGGAAAAUUAUAAAAUGGGACAAAUGUUUAACGAGGACGUGUACAACAAGCUAAUACUCAAGAAAUGCGGAGAAAGAGAAAGAAGAAUGAAUUAUAGUGGUAAAGAUAGUUUCGCGGAAGAUUAUAAGAUUGAGGAUGUACCAUUGAGAGUAGAUAAGGAGAAAAGAAGGUGA